AUGAAUGUUGAAGGCCCCACACGACGUUCACUGGGUACCGCACAGUUUGGCAUUGAUGACGACAGUAAUCGCAUUAUGCCUACCUACCCUUCAGUGCAGGCAUCUCACAUGGGCACAAUGAAUAAACCUCUCAGAAAUUACAUCUGUAAAUCCGUCUGCUCGAAUUUUGCUCCUAAUAGAAGUUGA
This is a messenger RNA of Brugia malayi, 186 nucleotides long. RefSeq lists its product as uncharacterized. Lineage: Eukaryota; Metazoa; Nematoda; Chromadorea; Rhabditida; Onchocercidae. The transcript has 2 exons. The record is from RefSeq and is a predicted model, not a curated record. Bases 1 to 186 code for a protein of 61 amino acids.